This is a messenger RNA of Actinia tenebrosa (Australian red waratah sea anemone), 4221 nucleotides long. RefSeq lists its product as uncharacterized. The record is from RefSeq and is a predicted model, not a curated record. Lineage: Eukaryota; Metazoa; Cnidaria; Anthozoa; Actiniaria; Actiniidae. Gene Ontology annotation, molecular function: lipid binding.
CCCGUGUCGUGAUCAAACAGGUCAUUCAGUACCUAGAGAUUGUGCAGAAAAUAUUUGAAGAUGUGGCUUCUUAUUAUGAGCAUUUUUGGGCUCAUCUGUGUUUUUGUUUUCUCCUUUAUAUAUUUGUAUAGAAAGCAGGCAAAGUAUAAUGAUUCCGUAUCAGUACAGCAGAAAAUAAGCUUCGUCAGGAAGAUUGCUCCUGCUUCCCAUGCCAAAGGAUGGAAUCUUUUGACUGUUGAUAAUGGUUUAAGGGUGUGGAAGAAAGAGAUUAACUCUAACGAUUCCUGGUAUUCUGGACUUGUUUAUGGAUGCUCUGCUCUAGUCUCUGCUUCAUUACAGGAAAUUCUGACUUCAAUAAAAGAUUUGAGAUGCAUCACAGAGUGGGAUCCCUGUGUAAAGCAAGUAUCACAAGUGACUGUCUCAAUCAAUCAUGAUGUUGUGUCUGUCCUUCCAGCUACAUCUGCAGGACUAGUAGAAAAAUCGACUAGAAAACUGAUGGAUCUGUUUGGCAUUGAUACCAAUGCAAUAUGUUCUAGGCACUGGAAUGCAAAUGAAGGAUGGGUUUUUACAUCAUCUAUGCAGCAAACCAUUCCCAGUUCAGGAUUGUUGUGGUGUGGUGUUAUUAUUCUACCUGUUGCUCAAGAUAAAUCAGAAGUGUCUCAAUGCUUGGUUUCCAUGGUAACAGCUCCCUCAUUUCCAGGCAUUUCUACUUCACAAAUAAAGAUGUUAACGUCGGCUCGUGUUGCAGGCCUAAAAGAUUUCUUUGUGAAGGCCUCAGUGCCAAAUGAUAGGGUUGUCCCUAAUGGUGAUGUCCUGGUGGAAAGUAGUGCUGAGAAACCACUUGAGGCAAAUAACACAAAGUGUUCUGAAACUACUGAUCCAGUCUCCAAACCAAUAAGGGAAUACAAAAUGCAAGAAGUGGGAGAAUUCACUCAUGUUUCCAUGUCUGAUACUGAUAAAAAGAUUUCAAAUGAUGUUCGGGUAAAGGAAAUACUAGAGAUUUCAAUGAAGGCAUAUAAUGGAAAAACUGGCGCAGAUGGCUGGUCACUGAUUGGAAACAUAAAGGAUGUAGAGAUCACUAAAAGAAUAGCUCAACCAGGAGAAAAGCCAUUUGACACACUGAAGGGUGUCGGAUUGGUAAACGUUCCUAUUCAUUAUGUACUUGCUUAUGCAUUCAAUUUAGAAUAUAGAGGACAGUGGGAUGACAUGUUUUUAAAAGGUGAAGUCGUUAAACAGCUAGAUGGACUUACCAGAAUUGUAUGGAUGGAAUACAAAGCUGUUUGGCCAACUACUGGGCGAGACUUUGUUAAUCUUGUCGCUCUGAGGGAAGUCAAUGAAGGGCUUUAUGUAGUGGCAGCUGCUGGCUGCGAUGAUUCUAAUUGUGGACCAAAGAAAGGACUUGUUCGAGGUGAAAUACUGUGCGGAGGGUUCUUUGUGAGAGAGGUUAGUUCUGAUCCUCCUUGCUGUCAAGUCACCUAUAUUUCACGAGUAGAUUUGAAAGGAAACCUGCCUCCUAGGUUAGUUAAUCGAGUGACUCAGUCUCAGCCUCAAGCUAUAGCAGUCCUUCGUGAGAAACUAGAAACUUUGUACAAUAACGAGAAAAAACAGGCUACAGACAAGGAAGAAAUGUCUGUUCUACAGAAACAAGGAGUUGAUCUGUGGGUCGAGCUGAUGAAAAUGAGAGAAAUGAAAGAAAACGGACAGCUAGGAAGUCAGCGUCAAAAUUCAAACAAAUCUCCAAGACUCUACAAUAAGAUUCUCGAAAGUAUGGAGUCUCUUGAGAGCAGGAGAACGGCCGACGAAAAAUCUCUGACAGAUGUAUCGAUAGAGAACGAUCAAGCAGAAGAACGAAGUGUGGAAGUUAGUGGAGCCCAAAUUAAUGAAGAAAACAUGAACCUUCCUUUCGUUGACAGACAUCAAAUAGACUACAAGACUCUAGGAAACCAGAUUGCUGCUACACUCAUAGGAGAGGUGCUUUUGGCGUCCAAAGCAGAAAUUUCAAUGUCUGAAGAUCCUGGUCAACAAUCUAGUAAGGAAGGUGAAUGGAGUUAUCAAAGUAUCGAAAGGGACGUUGUUAUUCUACGAAAAAUAAAUCCUGGAGAAAAAAUACACAGUUUUCUUGGUAAAGGUAUGAUUAAAACCAGUCCUACAAAUGUUUGGAAUGCUGUGAAGAACCACAUGACUAGACACGUAUAUGACAAGACUCUAAAGAAAACGAAAAUCCUUAAGCAAAUUGACGAAUCCUCAAAACUCCUGUAUCUGCAUCAUGAGACUGCUCAGUGUUUUGUCAAACAGGCCAGAGACUUCGUCUUAUUAGCUGUUGAUCGUGUCGAGCCGGAGAGUUAUGUUGUUGCAGGAGUCUCUGUUGACGCUCCAGAAUCACCUCCAGUAAAAGAUCUUAUUCGUGGCAAGGUGUACGCCAGUGGAUGGGUGAUAGAACCUGUUCUUCAGGAUGGUCAGUUAUACAGUAUGGUGUCGUAUUUGUCACAGGUUGACUUUGGUGGAGUUGUUCCUGUGAGACUGAUCAAUUAUAUCGCCAGACGACAGCCUCUUUGUAUUUCAUAUCUACGCGAAUACCUGGAAAAAUUCAAGGAAUGAAUAUAUUCGAAGUCCACUUGGUUGAGUUUGGUAAACCAAUGCAAUUUGGGGCUAUUUUACUAAGGGACAUAUUUCCAAAAUGGCGUCUAUUUCGUCGAUCCAGUUUUUUCUUCAUCCACGAAAUGGCUAAUAAAGUGCUAUGACUUAAGCAUGAAUUAGCAUAAAUUAGCCAUUAACGACUCCAACAAUUGAAUUUUUAAAAUGUAAUAACUCUUUGCGUGUUCUUAUAUAAAAGACAUCUAGUUUCCCGGUGCUACGCAGUGACAAUCGUAAAACGCAAAGGCCAAAUUUAUACGCCGUACGAUUUUUCUUCAGCGUCAGAAAAACCAUGUCAUGUAAAUCGGCCUAAAUGUCAUAUCAAACCUUGGGAUCUGUUUUUAGGCUCAGCCUGUGAUUGGUCGAAAAAUACUAUAGGGCGCUUUAAAACAAAACAGUUUGAAAUAAAAUGAUGUAAUGUAAAAUAAAAUGCAUUUUAGAAUUUUAAUUUUAAUUUUAUUUUCAAUUAACGCAAAUUUGUUGUAACACAUUUCAAAACAAAAAAAAAAAAAAAAAAAAAAAGAAACUAACAUACUUAUUUCAGUUAAUAAUAAUAUUUAGUACAAAUUAAGGGUCGAUAUCCGUGUGAUAAAGCUGUGAACAAAAACCAUAUCAGUGAAGUGAUACGAUAUCACUUCACGGUAAACUGGGAAUUUUUUUUUUUUUCAUUUUAUCGACCUUGAAUGUGUAAUAAACAAAUUAUUUCAUGUUUAGAGCCUGAUAUCUUUUUUAUUCACUCGUUUUCAUAUGAUAUCACUUGCUCCUUCGAGAUGUGUUAUGGAAAAUCGUGAAUAAAAAUGAUAUCAAGCUGUUAAAAUGUGGUAAUCUCUAUACACUAGUCAUUUCCUUCAGUAACCAAAAAACUGAAAAAGGUCUUAAAUGGAAAAAAAAGUUUUAUAUUGAAAAUGGAUUUGAUUUGCGUGUAGAUUUUAAGCUGACGAUACACGCUGCAAUUUUUUCUCGCGCUGGCAACGCAAUUUCACAUUUUUUUUUGCAGCAAAACAUUGCAACGUCUACCAUAUCAAAAAGGUUUGAAAUAAACUUUCUGGGUAAAAAUCAGUAUAAAAUCCUUAUUGGCUAGUCUGAAUAGGAUCAUUGCAUUGCGAGUAAACAUGGGUGAUAAAGAAUGCAAUUUUCAGUCUUCGCUAUUUUUAGGCGUGCAAUUCCGAAAAUGUUGCAGACGGAAAAGUUCAAACUUUUUGACUUUUUGAUUUUCUGCAACAAUUCUUACGUUGCGAGACAUCGUUGCCGUCAAAGUCAUGUGGCAUGAUACACGCUGAGAUCGUGUCUCACGCUGGCAAUGCAACGGAAAAAUUGAGAUUGCGUUGCAAUUCGAGAAAAAAUUGCAGGAUGUAUCGGCAGCUUUGGUGUAUUCAGUGACAAGUCGGUCCAACUUGACUUGAACAUUGCUUUGCAGUUUGUCACUCAAGUGAAUUUGGAAACGAAAUUCCCUUUAAAAAAUUUGAAACUUGUUAUGGAAAAACAUGACUAAAAUAAUAUAAUAAAUAUAAUAUAGAUGUCUAUUAACUGUAUGAAAAAUAGUAUACAAAACUAAUAAUAUUUUAUUAAAAAGAUCUUGCAACAAAA